UUUUAUAGCAUACAGCUCCUUAUGCAGCUCACUACUUUACAAGGACCAGCUAUACCGAAAUCACUACAUCACAUGUCAACAGUCAUCAGUCAAACUUGGUUUAUUGCCCUGAUGAUUUUCUUUGUGGACCAUCUUCACAGAAGAGAUGUAUAACUUAAACAGAACAUCUAAAAGUGUUCAAUGUCUUGCUAAAACCAAUUAAUGAGGGCAAGCUUAUCAGGAACUGAAUUAAAUCCCAAAGACUACAAAUGUGAAUAAAUAAAAUACAAGGUAAAUGUGACGUUGCAAUGUUAAUUUACCUACAGUACAGUGUGUGCAACCUACUCCUGGUGUAUUACACGUUGUCUUGGAGCCUUGGGAUUUAUGUUCAGCGUUAUGUAAUAUAACUCUGGAGGACAAAAGUCAGCUAAAUUAUACCUGUAAAGAGUCACAAGACAGACACCCAACAACAUCAUUGCAUGAUUUCUCUGUCUGUGCAACAACUGUAACCCUGAAGAGAAAAAACAACAUUUUAUAACGCUUGAAUACUGUUUGAACAGUACUACUGGGACUCCCCUCUGUCAUUCUAGUGCUUUUUCAAAUAAUUGUUUGGCAAACAUGACGGAUUUUGGAGAGAUCCUGAGGACCAUCGGUGACUUUGGAUUGUUCCAGAAGCUUAUUCUGUUUGGUCUCUGCUUUCCAAAUCUCAUCUUACCUUUCCACCUCGCCAGCCUGAUUUUUAUUGAUGCAGAUCCCAGUCGCCACUGUAACACAGACUGGAUCCUUACAGCUGGUCCUAAUCUAACCACAGAGGAGCAGCUAAAUCUGACUGUUCCUCUUGAGCUGGAUGGAACAUUCAGUAAGUGCCUGAUGUUUGUUCCUGUGGACUGGGACAUCAACACCAUCAGGGAGUAUGGACUCAAUGACACCACAGAGUGCCAGAGUGGAUGGGUGUACAACAAUCCAAUGUAUAAGGCCACCAUUGUAACUGAUUUUAAUCUUGUCUGUGGCAAAGCUAAUGUGGUGGGACUGGCACAAACAGUGUUCAUGGCAGGAAUUCUACUUGGUUCACUCUUGUUUGGGCCUUUUGUUGAGUCAUUCGGUCGUAAACGAGCAACUCAGAUUCCCAUGGUCCUCAUGUUAAUUUUUACUGUUACAACAGGGCUAUGUCCCAAUUUCUAUCUAUAUCUAGCAUCCCAGUUUUUGGUUGGCGUUGCAUAUGGAGGAUUUCGAAUCAACUGCAUUGUGCUAGCGACAGAAUGGAUUGGGGUGACCAAGCGUUCCUACGCCUCUUGUGUAAGUCAGCUUUUUGGUGGAAUUGGGCAGUGUAUCCUUGCUGGCACUAUCUAUUAUAUCCGUGACUGGAGAUUGGCACAGUUUGUCAUGGCUUCCCCAAUUGCAGUGGUGGUCAUGUAUAUAUGGUUUAUUCCUGAGUCAGCUAGAUGGUUACUGGACAGGGGGAAAACAGAGGAAGCAAAGGAGUUGAUUCUCAGGGCAGCAGCAAUAAACAAACGCCAAAUUCCAGAUACUUUGUUAGAAAAGAUAACUGAGAAAACAAGUGUGCAGAGGGGAGGCAUAUGUGUUCUCAUCAAAUCACCUGUACUCAGGAAGUAUUUCCUUACAAUUACAAUAGGAUGGUUUUCAUUAAAUCUUUCCUACUACUGCCUGUCAUUCAAUGUUGGGAACUUUGGCUUGGACAUCUUCUUGACUCAGCUCAUGUUCGGACUCACAGAGAUACCAGCUCACAUCCUUUGCAUCUGGCUGUUAGAAGUCGUGGGGAGAAAAAUAUCAUUGAUGUCUACCCUUCUGAUUGGUGGAUUUGUUUGCACACUUAUUCUUGUUGUUCCACAAGACAAUGCUAUUGUUAUUACUGCCCUUGCUACCACAGGGAGGUUCUUCAUGAACUGGGCAGGAUCAGUAUGUAAUGUCUAUGUCCAGGAGCUGUUUCCCACAUCAGUAAGACAAACUGCCACGGGUCUGGGCUCCAUAGCAAUUCGCGUUGCUGGAAUGCUGUCCCCUUUACUGAAUUUAUUAGUUAUGUUCCACUGGGCCAUACCCACCAUAGUCUACAGCAGUCUGUCAUUAGCUGGAGGGGCUCUUGUCUUUCUUCUUCCUGAGACUACAAGAACAGAACUGCCUGACUCAACUGACGAGGCCGAGGGGAAGAGAAAUGUGAUGACGAAGAAGAAAGGAUUUGUCCAUAUAGAGGAUAAUCCACAAUGUGUUAAGUCAACUAAGCUUUAAAUGACCAAACCCAUUUUCAAAAACGGUCUUAUUGCUUUGCUAGCAGUUUAUUACGUAAUUGACAAUCAAGUUAGUACAUAUGGGGUAUCAAGGCAGAUUGACAGAAAUCAUAUAUUUUUAUUUUAGAAACUAUUUCACAUAUCAUAUAUCACAUAAUAAAAGUGGUUGAUUAAACACAUUAUAGGUCAACUUUAUUUUUUUAUUAGAAUAACCAUUAAAAAUAACAUUUACACAAAAUGUGAAAAUACUUAAUGGCAUUAAAGUAAUUCACUGUU
Messenger RNA from Hypomesus transpacificus, 2498 nucleotides. RefSeq names its product solute carrier family 22 member 13a (gene slc22a13a). Gene Ontology annotation, cellular component: membrane. NCBI's taxonomy places the organism in Eukaryota, Metazoa, Chordata, Actinopteri, Osmeriformes, Osmeridae. The transcript is spliced from 11 exons. Gene Ontology annotation, molecular function: transmembrane transporter activity. Gene Ontology annotation, biological process: transmembrane transport. The record is from RefSeq and is a predicted model, not a curated record. Bases 598 to 2223 code for a protein of 541 amino acids.